CGGACUAGGAUUGUGAUAUGUUUCGAAUUCUCCGAGCCAGGCCCGGAGUCCCCGAUUGUCCCGCAAAUCCGGCCCGGGAUAUUCAUCCCACGGAGUAUUGCCUGUGAUAUAAACAAUCCGAGCGCUGUGGAUUCUCUCGAUCAUUCCAACCACUACGUCCCCUCUGCAUUUGAAUCCUAAGAUGGCGUCCGAUACCAGUGUGGCAGAUACGCUCGAAACCCUUGCGGCCAAGCUGGUCCACCAGGCCAAAGGCCUUCGUGACGGCAACAGCGCCACUCCGCAGCAGCAUGAGGACCUCGUUGACACUCUGAAACGGGUUCAGGAUGCUGUUUACCUCCCGCGGGAUGACCUGGCGGCAAUGCAAAUGGGCUUCGUCACGGCGGCGGCCAUCCGACUCCUCGUGCACUGGAAGGUCUUGGAGAAAAUCCCCGACACGGGGAGUAUCCCGUACGAGGAAUUGGCCACUCAAGUGGGCGGAGACGUGGGGAUCAUCACCCGUGUCUGUUGGCUUCUCGUGGCGGCCGGCUUGUUGGUGCAGAAGGGGACUGACCGAGUGGCCCAUACGGCCAGGACACGCCUUUUUGCCGGAGUCAAUCCCCUUCGUGCCUUGUGGCUGAUGGCAUACGACGAAUAUGUCCCCGUCCUCCUCGCCAUGCCCCGAUACUACGAUGUCUACGGCAUCAAAGAGCCCACGGGCCGUCUGCACACCAUCAAGGCUUUUACCGAGGGCUCGCCCGACCUGACUGUCGGGGAAAUCAUGAGCCGACAUCCUGAACGGACCGCCAACAUGAUGAUCAGCAUGUCCGCCAUGGCCAGCCAGUAUCCUCAUACCGGCUUCUAUGACUUCGGCUGGGUGGUGCCCAAGGCCGCGGAAGAUGCCACCAGACCCCUGAUCGUGGACAUCGGGGGCGCCAAGGGCUGGACCCUGCAGGCCAUCUGUCAGGAGACCCCGGGGAUCCCCAUCAGUCGAUGCGUGCUGCAGGAUUUGCCCGGGGUGAUCCAGAUGGUUCAGACGGUUGGGGACGAGGACAUCCGGAGCGCCCAGUUGAUGGCCAUCGACUUUCACAAGGAACAACCCGUCAAAGGUGCAUUGGUUUACAUGAUCCGCCGGGUUCUUCGGGACUUUGGUGAUGAUGAGUGUGUGUCCAUUCUCCAGCAUGUGGUGGCUGCUAUGGCGCCCGACAGCAAGCUGUUGAUCGCCGACACCGUCACCGGAAAUCCACCCUCCUGGUUUCCCGCCAUGGUGGACUUCUUGCUCUCCGCCAUCGGGGGCAAGGAACGAAUCGAGGAGGAUUUCCGCAAGAUAACCGAAAGAGCCGGACUGAAGAUCACCGGCGUUCACUAUUCGGAUAAGGCCGAGUUCGCGAUGAUCGAGUGUGAGAAGACCUGA
Messenger RNA from Aspergillus sclerotioniger CBS 115572, 1390 nucleotides. Its product is annotated as S-adenosyl-L-methionine-dependent methyltransferase. The transcript has 4 exons. Bases 182 to 1390 code for a protein of 402 amino acids. NCBI's taxonomy places the organism in Eukaryota, Fungi, Ascomycota, Eurotiomycetes, Eurotiales, Aspergillaceae. Gene Ontology annotation, molecular function: O-methyltransferase activity. The record is from RefSeq and is a predicted model, not a curated record.